Molecule: messenger RNA, 2857 nt
Organism: Puccinia graminis f. sp. tritici CRL 75-36-700-3
Lineage: Eukaryota; Fungi; Basidiomycota; Pucciniomycetes; Pucciniales; Pucciniaceae
Exons: 2
Coding region: 33-2582 (849 amino acids)
Molecular function (GO): protein binding
Source: RefSeq, a predicted model, not a curated record
AGGAGAGCCAAAGACAGCCCCUUCUGAAUGAGAUGACCACUACCACCAGAGCAAUACUACGAACAACAACAACAACAACCAACAACCACCACCAACAACAACAACACUGGUUUCGCCAUCCAAUCCCACCCUACCACCACCUCACAAGCACAAAACAACCCAGAACAAACGACCCACUACUAUUCCCAACUCACCACCAACAACAACAACAACAACAACAACAGCAGCAGCAACAACCACAACAGCAGCAGCAUCCUCCUAUCCAAUACUCAGCUUAUCCUACUCCAAACCCAGAAGGACCACCUAAAAUCACUCGAGGAAUCGCAUCCUUCCACAAUGCAGCACUCGUUUACCUCCAUCGAGGACUCGCGAUCGACUCCAUCCAACACAACCCAGCCUCACAUCAUCCCAUCCGAUAUCCAACAACAUCCAGCACCCAUCAGCAUCCUCACCAAGACCCAGAGCCAUUCCUCUCGGCCGUCAUCAAGGGAUUCAAUCAGAUCCUUCUCCUCGAAACUGGACUCGAAUUCUCCCAGUCUCGAGAGGUCAUGGAAGCUCUGAUCAGGAUCGUCCGAAAGAAAUUGACUAUCGCUCAAGGAUUAAACGACCACCAACGAAACGAGAUCUGGCAGGCAUCAAAGCAAGUCAUCAUCCACUCGGCACUGAGACCGAGGAUGUCGAGUGUGGGCGAAUGGGCAUGGGAAGAGAUCGCCCGGGGGAACUACGAACGGCUGGCCGAGGUCUGGACUGGGAUCCUGGAGAUUGUCGAUCAGAGGCAUGGCCGGGCCGAUCCGGAUGGGCCGCCGACGACGAUCGGAUUGGACGAGGGCUUCUUUACAGCAUUGGUCGUGGUCUCCUCGACGCUCACCGAAGGGCCCGGCCUGGCUCGGCUGGUCCAGUCUCUGGUUGACCGGAUCUGGUCCCGCGUCCGGCCCGCCGAGCAACUCCAUCUCCUCCACCAUCUGCCCCAGCCCACCCGCGCCCGCUUCUUCCUCCGCGCCGUCGAGCUUGGCCUGCUCUGGCGUCGGCCCGUCGAGGAUGAGCUCGAUCACUCUACCUGGCUCGUCGAACAGGACGAACGGAUCGUCCAUCUCAUCCGCCGCAACUUCCUCGCACAACAACCUCAAUCGCUCCAGUACUGUCUCGAUCUCUCCGCACGAAUCCAGGAGGCUGUCGAUGGCACCAAGGGCGAGCCCGGCUGGCUAGCAGUCGACUGGACUCAGCCUAACACUGCCACACCACCCCCCGGAGAACCAAAGAAACCAACUUCAUCUCAACCUGUCAGAAGAGAGAUCAUCUUAACACAGAAAGUCAUCGGUACUCUAUUGAAUGGAUUCGCAGAGAAUGGGAUGAUCGAACAAGUUGAACAGCUGAUCAGUUUUUCCAGAAGGCUAGGAGGAAUGAACCGAUACCUAUGGUCGGCGAUCCUACGAGGAUUGUCGAAACAGAGUAAGAAUGGGGGUUUGGUGAAAGAGUUUGUGCGACGGAUGGAGGAGGAAGACGGGGUUGAGCUGGACUUCAACAUGAGAUGCAUCCAGAUCAGCGGGCUGAUUGGGAGCGACUUGGACGCCGGCUUGGAGGCGAUCGACCAGCUGUUACUCCAAUCUGCUGCUGGGAAGAGCGGGGAGAGUCGGAAGAAGAGCAAGCUGCCGAUCGACGCGAUUAACUCGAUCGUCUCGGCCCUGCUCCGACAUCGGAUGCUCGAACGGGCCGAGACCCUCCUCGCCACGCUCUCCGACCGUCUCGCACCAAACACGACCACCCUCAACCACUUCCUCAAUUACCACUCACGUCUCCAGCACCCCGUCCUCGACGAAGUCCUCGACCAUCUCAAACGCUUCGAGGCCCUCUCUGUCAAGCCCGACGUCGUCAGCUUCACCAUCCUCCUCAACAUCCUCAUGAAACUCGGCCUCGGUCAUGCCACAAUCGAGAAGCUUCUCCUCAUGAUGGACCAUGCCGGCGUCGAACCUAAUGCUAUCACGUACGGCUCGAUCAUCCAUCAUCUCUGUCGUAGUGGGAAGAUCGAGGACGUCGAAGUGGCUCACAAAUUGUUGGAAGAGAUCGAAGAAAGGGGGAUAGCCACGACAGAUAUCACUUAUACGGCCUUGAUCCAAGGAUUUCUCCGGGCACAUGUCCAAGAAUACGAAGCCCGAACGGAAGGCUUCCCGAUCGAGCCAGGACGGAGAUCAUCAGAAGGGGCGAAUGGGGCGGGGCGACGGACGAAGCUAUCGCGGGCGACGGAGCUGAUUGCGCGACUGAAGAGUCGAGGGAAGCUGAACCAAGUGAUCUACAAUGCAUUAUUGAAUGCACUCUUCUCGACCAGAGAGUUCGAGAGCGGCUUGGAAGUCUUCAAGCUGAUGAAGCUCGAAUUAGAUUCCUCCCAAAAUGCUCGCCCUGGGAUCGAACUCUAUGGAAACGGAUUGGUCGACUCGUAUGGGAUCAUCUUUAGGAGACUCAUCCAGUUCGGCCAACUCGAACUCUUUCAUACCGUCUAUACCCAGUUCUUUCGAAACGAAAACUUCGCCUUCGUCCCCCUUUGGAUCGAAAAAUUGAUCGAUCGCUUCGAGAACUCGAGCUCUUGACUCUUUUUUCUCCUCCCUUCUUCUUUUUUUUCAGCUUCAUUUUUUCAUUUUUUAUUAAUUAGUAUUGUUUUGAUACCGUAUUCCUUUUUUAUUCAAUAAACUCACUUUGUCCUCUUCUUCUUUUUUUGCGUUCAUUUAUACAUACAUACUUCCUAUCCAUAUCAACGUUGCCUUUUUUUCUUAUUCUGCGGAGUUAGUUGUAUCAGAUAAAACAAAACAAACACAUAAAUCGAUCCAAGUGAAAAGUAAAACAAUGCAGAUUGAUGAGAUGAAGU